This is a messenger RNA of Sitodiplosis mosellana (orange wheat blossom midge), 746 nucleotides long. RefSeq names its product 60S ribosomal protein L17 (gene RpL17). Gene Ontology annotation, cellular component: ribosome; cytosolic large ribosomal subunit. Gene Ontology annotation, biological process: cytoplasmic translation. The record is from RefSeq and is a predicted model, not a curated record. The transcript has 4 exons. NCBI's taxonomy places the organism in Eukaryota, Metazoa, Arthropoda, Insecta, Diptera, Cecidomyiidae. The coding region runs from base 92 to 649 and encodes 185 amino acids. Gene Ontology annotation, molecular function: structural constituent of ribosome.
GUGAACGCGACGUCAACGCAUUUCGCCAUAUUAGCCUUCUUUCCGGGUUGAACCAUCAGUAGGCAACAACUCAAAUAUAUAAUAUUUCGAAAUGGGUAAAUACGCUCGUGAACCUGAUAAUGCUGCCAAGAGCUGCAAAUCUCGCGGAUCACAUCUUCGUGUGCAUUUCAAAAACACCCAUGAAGCCGCCCAAGCCAUCAAGAAAAUGCCACUCCGUCGUGCACAACGAUUCUUGAAGAACGUCGUUGACAAGAAGGAAUGUGUACCAUACCGUAACUUCAAUGGUGGUGUUGGCCGAUGCGCUCAAGCCAAACAAUGGGGAACAACCCAAGGACGUUGGCCAAAGAAAUCCGCCGACUUCUUGCUUCAAUUGUUGAAGAACGCCGAAAGCAACGCCGAAUACAAGGGUUUGGAUGUCGAUCGAUUGGUCAUCGACCACAUUUUGGUUAACAGAGCUCCAUGCCUUCGUCGUCGUACAUACCGUGCUCACGGUCGUAUAAAUCCAUACAUGUCAUCGCCAUGCCACAUCGAAGUUAUCUUAUCCGAAAAGGAAGAAGUUGUGGCUAAAGUCGCUGAUGACGAGCCCAAGAAGAAGUUGUCGAAAAAGAAGUUGCAACGUCAAAAGGAGAAGAUGAUGCGCAACGAGUAACGCGUUUGUUACAAUUUUCCAACACAAAAAUUGAUAUGAAUGUGUAAAUUCAUAAAAUAAACCGAAAAAAAAGAAAACCGCAUUAUUAUUUGGUAAA